AUGGCCGGCAUUUUCUCUCCCGCUUCCACUGUUCGAUCAUCAUACACAGCAUCUCUCUCAUCAGCCUCUUCCUGGUCUCUCUCCAGUGAAAAUCGCCGGCACUCGUUGAGGUCUCCAGGCGUUUUCGUGUCUUUUCCGGAUAGUGUUCCGGCAAUCCGUCGACGAAUUUCCUGUCAGUCCUCCGCGACUUCAGCAACUUCAUUCCCAGUCGGUGAGAAAGAAAAGGCAGGACUGAAUGAUUUCCUACACAUUAGUGAUUUCGACAAAGCCACUAUUUUGAAGAUUUUAGACCGAGCCAGGGAGGUCAAGGCACUGCUAAAAUCAGGAGAGAGGACUUAUCUCCCAUUUAAAGGGAAAACAAUGGCAAUGAUUGUUGCCAAGCCGUCCAUGAGGACAUGGGUGUCAUUUGAGACUGGGUUUUACUUGCUUGGUGGCCAUGUUUUGUACUUGGGACCAGAUGAUAUCCAGAUGGGUAAGCGAGAGGAAACUCAUGAUGUUGCCCAUGUGCUGGCUCGCUACAAUGAUAUCAUUAUGGCUCGAGUCUUUGCUCAUCAGGGAUGCUGUACUAAAAAUAUCGUUGUAAUAACCAUGAGGUUGAGGUUUCAAUCGGAGGGGAUUUCUGAUGCACACGUGUUCAAAGUUGAGCCAGUUCUUGUAAUUGUUCUACUUUUGAUAACUGUUCCUGCAACACCCUUAGGUGACAUCCUGGAUAUGGCUACAUUUGCUACUGUACCUGUGAACAAUGGCUUGACAGACUAUAACCAUCCUCGUCAAAUAAUGGCUGAUGUUCUCACAAUAAUAGAACACAUUGGUUGUCUAUGUUGGAGAUGGAAACAACAUUGUGCACUCUUGGCUACUGAUGGCAGCAGUUAUCCUUUCCAUUUUGUAUGUGCCUGCCCUAAAGGUAUUGAACCUAAUGAGAAGACAGUUCAGAAGUUGCAACAGGCUGGGGUCAGCAAAAUUGAGAUAACUGAUGAUCCAAAAGAAGCUGUUAGAAGAGCUGAUGUCGUGUACUCAGAUGUCGGGCUAGCAUGGGGCAAAAGGAAGAGGCUGCAUAUCGACAUCAAGUGUUUCAAGGAUUUCAGAGGGCAGGAAGAUAUUUGGCAAUUGUCAGAAGAAUGUGAUUAUGGAUUCAUCUUUUGAGUGUAGUUUUAAGUCAAUAUUACUUGGAUCGUGGAUCGUUUUGGUAUAUAAUACGACAUUGUACGACACUUGUUUACGUAAAUGGUUCGUGGGGUAGUGGUACAAUGUUUUGAGUCACAAUUUGUUUUGAACUUUUCUCUAAAUCGUUUUUACUACUAUACAAUAUUAUAUAUCAUAGAAUAUCCAAG
Messenger RNA from Ilex paraguariensis (yerba mate), 1331 nucleotides. The record is from the annotation of a GenBank genome assembly. NCBI's taxonomy places the organism in Eukaryota, Viridiplantae, Streptophyta, Magnoliopsida, Aquifoliales, Aquifoliaceae.